Molecule: messenger RNA, 1803 nt
Organism: Venturia canescens
Lineage: Eukaryota; Metazoa; Arthropoda; Insecta; Hymenoptera; Ichneumonidae
Product: cell wall protein RBR3-like
Exons: 3
Coding region: 781-1662 (293 amino acids)
Source: RefSeq, a predicted model, not a curated record
UUAUUUUUUUUAUUAUACACAAUUCGUGCAAAGAUCGACAGUUGUGCUGUACGUAAAUUAACAACCCAUCGCCACCAUUUUUAAAGUUCGUGAAAAGCCAAAACGUUUUCCUGUUUAAAUCUACCUUGGUUCGAAGCGAUGCCGGCAGGCGGCGGGUUUGGAAACCGAAGAAAUUCGAAAUGAGCCGAAUAUUGCCGAAUCUAUAUUGUGCAGAAAGAACCAAAAAUUGUAGCAAGCAAGGAUUUUAUUCGAUAUUAUUUAAUUCGUAAUGUUAUAGAAAUAUCGAUUGUAGGAAACAAUUCGCUUUUUCAAAAAAAUCAAUUUCAAUAUUUUUUCAGUAUCGUACUCAUAUACAUUUAUAUAUAUAUAUUAACGGACAGGUUAUUAUUCGUAAAAAUCGUGUUUUUUUCGAAGUAAAAACGAAUAUUAAUAUAUGUGUCCUGCUUAAGGGAAUAUUACAUAGUAGUUUCGACACAUGCAAUAAUAUUCCUGUUUGAAAGGGUAAACGUCCGCAAAAGCAAAUAAAUGAUCUUUCUCGCUCGAUCUUCGGUUCGAAACCGGCUCGUCGGAAAAUACCGGUUUUUCGUAGCGGAUUAUUUCAAUGAGUAGGUGCGGCGGCGCGAUCGUAACACAGUUACUUCUCACUCAGCUCUAGCUCCUGUAACGUGUAUCUUGACUUUGAUUGUCAUUUUUACUCUCGCGUUCGACGACACACUCCAUUCACAGUAUUUUUGUUGUUGACUUUUUUGUUUAUUUCCUGAGACAGAAAUAUAAGUCGCCAUGUUUAAUCUAGUGUACCGCACUCUGGGAAUUCUCACCGCUUACAGUCACAUUGUUUUUUCAAAUCCCAUCGCUUACGAUCAACGGCAAACCGGAGAGGUUAACGUGCAAAUACAUCUUAAGGAUGUGAAGGUCGUUGCACUCCUCGAUUCCGGUCUCUUGGAAGAUUACGUGGAUUACGAUUACGCUUACGAUUAUGCAGACUUCACGUUAAAACCGAGCGUUAAACCAACGACGAGUAGCCCGUCUGUGUCUUCGAGUACGGUCAAACCUUGGGAUACGUGGCCAACCAAACCGGCGAGUUCUACGACGACUGAAAUUUCGAGCGACGACAAAGAAAAUUCGCAAUUAAACUCGACGAAGAAACCUGAAGAAACUACGAUUUCUGUGAGUUCAGAAAAAACAACCGUUUCUGCUCCGGAAGAGGAACGAACUACGGUGUCUCCGAGCGAAGAAAAAACGACAAUUUCUUUGAGCGAAGAAAAAACGUCAACUCUUUCGAGCGAAGAAAAAUCGACUAUUUCAUCUCCGAACGAACAAGAAUCGAUCGAAGAUGUACAGACUGGAAAUUCAAAACUAAAUAAAUCCGACGAAACAACAGUAAACUUACGAAUCAACAUAAAAAACGAUAACGAAUUAAUGAUUGCGGAGCAGGACGCGGAUGAAAAGAUAAGCGCGACGACGAACGAGCCCCAAAAAAAAUCUUGUCCCGUUCAGUACAUUCCAGACAGGAAAGGACGUUGUCGAAGCAUUAAAAACCGACGUCGAGUCUCGCUCGUGCCAUUGGCUGUGAGACUCGGUUCGAGAUUAACGGAAAAAGGAAAUUUCAGCUUGAGAAAGGACUUGCCGAUCAGAGUUUAUAAAUCGGAGCCAAAUCAGUGAUUCCACGAAUUCCCGAUCUCAAUGCUAUGUGAACUUAUUUUUUUUUGUUAAAUCAUAACCGCUCAUUUUGUACUUUUAUCGACGACGACGAAGCAUUGCCAGUGCCAGCUCAAAUACAGAAUAUAACAACUCAAAAAUCAA